Molecule: messenger RNA, 4840 nt
Organism: Hydractinia symbiolongicarpus
Lineage: Eukaryota; Metazoa; Cnidaria; Hydrozoa; Anthoathecata; Hydractiniidae
Exons: 17
Coding region: 138-4556 (1472 amino acids)
Source: RefSeq, a predicted model, not a curated record
GAAUCCGUUUUGAACAGGCAUCUUUUAGUACUGGAGUCACUAAGGCUUUCAUAGCUUUGGCUGUUACGUAACUUUUUUUUGUACAGGAUCAAAGUUAUAUUUAAUCAAUAAAAAAAUACAAUUUCUGUUGCACUAGUAUGGUACAAGUACGCGAAAGGGAAAGCCUAAACAACCCGUCGUCCAGGGAGUAUAUGACAUGUUGUUUUGUUUGCGGCGAAAGGAAGGCGUUAUGGGUGUUAAAUUCAAAGGUGAGCAGUGAAAAUAAACCGUUUUUUCCUUUCUUAUUAUAUCAAAAGACACCUCCAGAUGCAUGUGCAUUAGACAUUAAUGGAAGAUGUCUUUCAUGCAAUGUGUGUUAUCUCUUUCUGAUGCAACAAUGGAACGCAUAUGAAAUCAACCACACUCCAAUUCUUAAAAGGUUAUACUGGUUGAAGAGGCCUGCGGAUGAAUACAUAGAUGUUGACGAUGCUGAUAAAGAUUUUAGCAAGAAUAUUAAACCCCUGGAUACUUCUUCAGUAAAUUCAACAAAAAUUGAAACCUUUCCAAAUGCUAGAAACACUGGUGAUGAUUUUUGCCAAAUUUGUUAUUCUAAAGGGAAGCAUGUAUUUUUGAAGUCAGUGUUUACAGUGCCACAAAAAUCAUCUGACAUUCCGUUUUAUCCUGGACUAGUAAAAGAUGGAAUAGGUGGCAGUAUUUCUGUAUGUGUUACUUGUGAAUCAAAACUUUUAAAGCAAUGGUUGGAGUUUGAACGAAAAAAAGUUCCUUUAAUUGACAGAAAUUAUACCAUUAGUUUGGAGCUGCAAAAUAGUAUGUCAGAUAUCAAAACAUGUUAUUUGUGUGAGGAUAUGUUAUCUACAGAUAACAGUCAACCUUUAUUCUGUAAAAAUGUAAAUCAAGGUCCAUACUAUCCAUUUCUUUUGAAUCUUACUGUUCCAAAGGAUGCAAUUCCUUUAAAUAAUCAAGGAUUCACCUUUUGUUGUGGAACGUGUAAGUCUUUUCUAAAAGAACAAUGGGAUGCAUUUGAAGGUUCAAAUGUUUGCCAGGAAGAGCGUGUUUACCGAACUAAAAUUGAACAACGACCAUUAUUAACUUCAAGUUUCAACAUUCAUACAAUAGUUGCAUGCUUUAUUUGUUCCAGUAAAAGCAGUAUUGGAAAUUUGAAAAGAAUCUAUUGUAAUUCUGGUGCUAAUAUGAAUAUGGGAUUUCUGAAAAGAUUUCCCAAAAAUGAAGAUGGAUUUUUCUGUGAGGAAACAGGUGAAACAUUUGUUUGUUGUUCCUGUUUUGAGGAAUUAAAACAGCAUUGGUAUAAAUACAGAGCCAGCAAGUUUGAUGAUGAAGGUGACAAUUUACCACUUCAUGCAACAGACACGUGUGAAAUAUGUUUCCAAAGAAGAGUCACAGAUCGUAAACUUCAUUUUUUUCCAAGUGAAAAGGAGGGGAAGAUUAUCCCCUACUUUCCACAGUUAAAAAAGCUAAGAUCUGUUGGCAAUUUUAAGCCAAUAUCAUCUUGUCAACUUUGUGCAAUAAAUUUGAUGAAACAAUGGUUACAGUAUGAAAAAACAAACAUUGAUCUCCAGAAUCGAGUAUAUCGCUUUGACAGAUUUAUAUGCUAUGUCUGUGAUAGCAUGGUUUUUUGUAAAGAUCUCUAUUUAGGCAAAAGAAACAAUAUUAAAAAAGAUGUUAAAGUUGAGCAGAGUUCUUGUGCUGUUAUGAUUGAAGAUGAAGUUGUGGUUUGUUUGAAAUGCAAACAAGAAUGUUUUGAUGAAGAACAGAGAGAACAAAUUGACAUAGAUACUACGAACAAAAGUGAAAGUUCGAAGGAAACUAGAGAGGAACAGCGAGAGCUUGAUAUGAAGGCUACAGCCACUGUUCCGCCAUUUUUAAAUUUCAGUGUGCGAAAUCACCAUCAAGAACAAGCAAACACAGUAACCACAUCCGCUGAAGGUGGUUUUGCUGCAGCGUUGAGAAAGCUUGCACAACAAGCCCCAGGCUUCCCUGCACCAGUAUCGCAUCGCGAGAUGAGACAAAAAUCACCGCCAACAAAAAAUGCUGAAAUGAUAUCUCCAGUGCUUCUUCCACAUCAUUCAAUGCACCCUGGAUCAUACAUUAGUGGAGCACCUAUUAUGGCACCCAUUCCUCAUAGCUUUCCAAACUCUGAGAAAACAGAGUUAUUGAUGAAAUCGCCUUAUGGUCAUUCUCAUGAAUCACAUAAGGAAUUAUCAAGUCGCCCACCUGUCCCUGGAAUUUUUCAAUUUCAUGAAAGAGAAGAGCAUCAUCAUCAUCGAUCAAAAGAGAGAUAUGAACUUCAUGCCAGGAAACCUUUUGAACAAGCUCAGUUUUCAUCUGCAGCAUCUUCAGCUGGUGUUGUGUUGAAUAGUUCUUUGAAGGAGAGACCUUCAAGUAGCAUAGGAUUAGUACAUCCACAACCUGCUCGAAAACACCACGACGAGGAGAACAAUUCAAGUGUUAUGAACUCUAUACAUUAUAAUCACCGUGAAACUGCUAUGCGUUCUUUGUCACCAGCAGACAUCCAACGCUACGCUCCAUUUGUUGGGAGACAUCACUCACAAAGCUCUCAACCAUCUUGUCCUGUCCAUGGUCAUGAACCAGGACAUCAGCACGAUGAGCAAGCCUGUAGACCACCUGGUUUGAACUUCGAUCCAGCUCGUCUACCACGUGACUUUGCUCUACAUGCACAACAUCCAAGGUUGAGGGAGGAAAUACAGUUACUGCAACAGCAUGGAAGACAUCCGUUAGAGCGAAAAGACAUUUUGCAAUCUCAUCAUGCACUCGAAGAAGACUUGCGAAGGAGGGGUUUGGACUAUAGAUGGGGACUCCCCCCUCACUUGUUAGAUGAGACAUAUCGACGUCAUCUUCUGAAUGGCGGUCAUGAACACAGUGGGUUUAAGGAGCCGCCACACGGAUUAUAUCUUCCUCCUCAUUUUUACUAUGGUGGAAGAGAUUACCCUCUACCUGGAGAUCAAUACAUUUCGCACGGGUUACCCAGUCAAGCUGAAAUGCUUCAUCGACAUGCACCUGUAAGUCCAAGACUAUUAGAAUAUUAUCGGAGAGGCGACCACGGUUUUGCGGAGCGCACGACGCGCAACGAUGUAGAAGCUGAGCGGAGACACGAAGAAAGACGUGAGAAAGAGAGGAGUAGUAUUCCACACACUCCAUCGCUGGAGUCCUUAAAGAGAAAGAAUGAAGAAAUCAUGUUAGCUGAACGGAAAAGAAAUGAUGAAGAGAAAAUGAAUCGGGAGCUGGUCAACAACCGACCUAAAUUGCCAUUUAUCAAAGGAUUAGAUUACCAGCGAAACACACAAAAACUUAAUGAUAAACCACUUGAAGCAAACUCAAUUGACUCCUUAUUGAAACUUCCUGAUUCAAAGACCGAGUUAGCAGCUGCUAGUAUACUUGCCAACAUGAACCGUAUUAACCAAUCGCCGUCUUCUGACGAUGUUGAAAGUCUCAACAGUAGUAGCGGAACUGAAAACCAUUCACUGAAGCCGCUACCUCCGAAAUUAGAAGAAACAGAAAAUGAUACGGAACAAUCUGAGGAGAAACUACAAUACAUGUUAUCACUCGGUCUUGUUUCACACUCACGAAAGAGAGUUUUAGAGGAUGAUUACGAUCGUAAAAGAUGGGAUCGCAAAUUUCGCAAAUUUCGUGGAAGGCCUAAAAAAAGAUCGAAACGAGAGAACACGGAGGAGAGCAGUUUAAACGGAGAUGCCCGACCUGGAUCAGACUUAGAUUUUUACAGUGGUCCAAUGACUCGCCACAAGCAACAGCUGCUCCAAGAACAGGAAACUCUACUGGAACAAAUACAAAAACGACACAGCAUAGACACCAAUGAAGAUAAUAAUAAUAAUAACAAUAAUAGUAAUAAUGAAAUUCAUAGUGAAACUAACAAUGAUAGUAAACAUAAAAAUCGAAAAUCACCUCGAAAUUCUCCCAACAAGGAAUCACGCUCCCCGUUUGUGGUUUCCACUGACAAGAAUACUACCCAGUUAGAAGAAGUUAACAAUUCAUCAAGAUCAAAUCAAUUCACGCUCACCUCUAAUCACGAUAAUUUAUCAUUUAACAACCGUACGCAUGCGCAAGAAUCCAAACAUAGUUUAGAACAAUCGCGUCUAGUAACCAUGCUUCGAGACGGCAACUCUUACCCGCAGAAGCCUAAUAAACACGAAAGAAUGUACCAAAGACCACAAUCAAGUCAACAUCGUGACCCUGUGGAAGAGGUUAAAAUGUUGGAUAAUAGCCUGUUCGGACGGUUAAACGAACCUCAUGAAUCGUAUCUACGAUGGUGCGGUGUUCAACAAGUCAGCCAAUCAUACGCUGGUUAUCAAGCAGAAUACGACGCGAAACGACAACAGCUUCUUCAGUCUUACGAAGAACUGCAACGCGAAAAUCACAAUCUUCGUCAAAAGCAAAACCAUCUCGAUAAAGAUAUGGCUGUGUAUAACGAACGUAGGAUGAGGAUUGCUGAGAGAAGGCGACAUAUGCAUUUAUCUUUGGAAGGAAUUCAUCAUUCUCUGAGAACACUCUCUAAUCUUUAGACUUCUUUAUUUUUAUAUUUUAUAUUUUGUCUCGAUUAUUUAUGAGGCGUCUUAAAAAUUUUAAAAUGGAUAUUGUGAGGGAGGUGCUAGUGGAGUUCUUAAAAUUUUCUAAAUAUUGUGACUUCUUUCUGAAGACUUUUAAUUUAUCUAAUAUUAUUUCUUGAUAUUUUUGCUCUCCUCCUCACUUGCCCUCUUCCAUUGGUAUGGUAUGGAUAUAGCUUAUAUCCUGACAUUGUAAAUUUGUACAAAGUUAAAGUGUUAUUCAUUGAUAUUUAUAUUUUGGA